AUGUCCUUCCUCAAAGACGCCGCUCGGCCCUGCUGGGCGAGCAGAACGUGUCAAAUCUAUGCGCGAAGUCUUCAGUCGCAAAGGCAUUUCAGUCGCACACGGGCUGUCGCUGCAGACAUCAAUACAGACGAAGUCCAAGGCGCACAUCGAUACUGCGUUUCUCUACUCUCGACUGACACUGCCGUACCCGCACGCAGGAAAUAUGACCGACCCUCAUACACACUCAGCACCUUCAUCCCACGGCACGCGCAAACCUUCUACAUCGCACUGCGGGCGCUGAACGUCUCUCUCUCAAUGAUCCCAGACUCAACCUCGUCGCCCACAAUCGGGCUGAUGCGACUCCAAUUCUGGCGCGACUCCGUAACCAAGAUCCUAGCGGGCGCGCCGCCCAAGGAACCCGUGGCGGUCCUGCUCGCCUCGGCGAUCGCAGACCUGCACAAGCGCACACAAGGCCGUGCUCGGAUCAGCAAGGGCUGGCUCACGCGCUUGAUCAACUCGCGCGAGCAGACUCUUACCAACGACCCGUACCCCAACAUCGCCUCGCUGGAGUCCUACGCCGAGAACACGUACUCGACGCUGAUGUAUCUGACGCUCUCGGCGCUGCCCAUGGCAUCUGUGACCGCCGACCAUGUGGCGUCGCAUAUCGGGAAGGCUGUUGGUAUUGCGGCUGUCUUGCGUGGAUUGCCGCUCGUUGCGUUCCCGCCGCCGCCGAGCCAGGCGCCUGGUGGUGGUGGUGGGCCCGCGGGCCUUGGGCUCUCGGCGGGCGCCAGACAGGGCGCUGUGAUGUUGCCGCUGGAUGUCAUGGCGCAGACCGGGGUCAAGGAAGAAGAAGUGCUUCGGCGUGGUGCCGAAGCUGAGGGUCUGCGGGAUGCCGUCUUCACGGUUGCCACGCGGGCGAGCGACCAUUUGAUCACAGUGCAGCAGAUGCUUGCCAAUCUUCGUGCCGGUGGCGAUGUCGGACAUGAGUUUGAGCACGAGGGCGAAGAGGGCCAUGAGUAUGAUGCUGCUUAUAACCAGGAUGUCUCUGGCGGUGCUCGGGACGCCGAAUCCCCUCUCGAUGAGGUGAAUCGCGCCUUUGGCGUUUUCAUGCCUGCCGUGGGUACGCGGCUGUGGUUGGACCGAUUACAGAAGCACGACUUUGAUGUGUUUCAGCCGGAGCUGCUUCGUUCGGAUUGGAGACUCCCAUGGAAGGCGUAUAUGGCCUUCCAACGGAAGACUCUUGGAUAA
Molecule: messenger RNA, 1227 nt
Organism: Penicillium alfredii
Lineage: Eukaryota; Fungi; Ascomycota; Eurotiomycetes; Eurotiales; Aspergillaceae
Exons: 2
Coding region: 1-1227 (408 amino acids)
Biological process (GO): biosynthetic process; mitochondrial respiratory chain complex I assembly
Cellular component (GO): mitochondrion
Source: RefSeq, a predicted model, not a curated record